Messenger RNA from Bemisia tabaci, 2854 nucleotides. RefSeq names its product facilitated trehalose transporter Tret1. Gene Ontology annotation, molecular function: transmembrane transporter activity. Gene Ontology annotation, cellular component: membrane. The record is from RefSeq and is a predicted model, not a curated record. Gene Ontology annotation, biological process: transmembrane transport. NCBI's taxonomy places the organism in Eukaryota, Metazoa, Arthropoda, Insecta, Hemiptera, Aleyrodidae.
AAUCUCAUACUACCACUCGCUACGUGUACAACCUUCUCAUGCUUCGUAAGAGUAAGCUACUCAUCCCGGGCGUUUUAAUCAUGUCACGUGUUAAUUAACUCGAUCUCAAUGAGAAAUGAGUUAGUGACACUGAAAAUCGUCCCAGUUGUAUCCUCAAAGUGACAACAAUCGGUGGUCAAUAUGACUUUGUAGUUGUGACAUUAGCGCUUGAUUUAUUCCGUUGUCUCGCAAAAUGGCGUUUGUGGUUGAUACUGAAGUUGCUUGUGCAAAAAUACAAAGCUCCGAUGAAGAUGAAAGUGAAAAACUUUCAUGGCGCUGCUGGUUUCGAACACUAUUUGCUGCAAGUGGGCCGCUGAUGGUGUUUUUGUAUACUGGAGUAGCCGAGGCCCAUUCUGCUGUGCUACUGCACCAGUUGAAGAAGGAGGACAGUCAAAUACCCGUCACCACGGACGAGGCCACGUGGAUUGCAAGUCUCGGAAUUUUGUUGGCGCCUAUAUCCGCUUUGCUUGCUGGACCAGUCCUCGAUGCAUUUGGAAGAAAAAAAGGGCUCCUCAGCUUUUUUCUGAGCAUGGGUCUUGGUUUUUGCGUUGUUGCUUUCGCAGAGGAGGUCUACCACAUUUACAUAGGACGGUGCAUCUGUGCAAUCGCUAUAGGUUUGGAAGUGACGUCAGUUGUAUACCUCGCAGAGAUCUGCACAAAACGGCAAAGAAGCUGCUUCCUCUCGCUGACGGCGCCUUUCUUCUCGCUCGGUGUAGCUCUCGUCUACCUCGUGGGCGGCUACCUGCCGUGGCAGAUGGCAGCCACCAUCUUCAGCUUGAGCAGCUUCGGUUUCUUCGUCAUCCAGUGCUUCGCGCCCGAGUCCCCCGCGUGGCUCUUCAAAACAGGCCAAAUCGAGGCCUCCACUAAGAGUCUGCGAAGAUUAGGCCGCUCCCACGAGAACAUCCUCCACGAGCUCGACCUCCUGACCCUCUCAACGAGGACCCGAAGCGGAAAAUUCCACCUCAGAGCGUUCCUGGAGCCAACGGUCUGGAAACCGUUUCUAAUCCUAUCCAUAUUCCACUUCAUAACCAACGCUGCCGGGGUAUUCGACGUCUUGUACUACACCGUCGACUUCGUCAAAGCCUUCGGGCUGACGGUCGACCCGUUGAUAUUCACCGUCCUCUUGGCCGUGGCGAGAUUCACGACCAACUGUACGUUGGGCGCCUAUUUCUUGGUCUCGGUCCCACGAAAAUUCACCACGGCCUUCUCUGGCUUCAUAAUGGCCGCUUCACUCCUCGGAUCGACGGUUUACGAGUACGCGUAUCGCGGGUUGGCGGAAAAGCCCCUCCAGUGGAUACCCGUGACGCUCACGGUGAUUGCUAUCGUGGCCAGUGCGAUGGGUAUGAAUUUCCUCCCAUGGAUCAUGCCUGGUGAAAUGUUCCCUCUUCAAGUUAGGGGUGCCAUGACGGGAGCUUCCUUCUUAGUUGGGACCUUCUGCACCUUUGUCAGUCUCAAAAUUUAUGGGUUCUACGUCGAAACGUUCUGUAUUUGGGGUCUGUUGCUGCGGUUUGCAUUAUUUGCCUUCGCAGGAGCGUUAUUCGGGAUAUUGGUCCUGCCAGAGACUCAGAAUAAGACAUUGUACGAGAUAGAGCAGGGUUUUGUUGCCGGGAACAAGAAAAUCCCUGAGGCUCCUGAGCAAUAAAUUGCAACGAGUCCAUGAGGGAAGGAUAAGCGUUUGAGAGAAUUAUGAACAUAAUAGCGUCAAUACUGAGGAUGAUUGAUGAACAUUGUCCCAAAAACACAUUGCUGCCGUUAUGGGGUGAACUUGAGACAGUGUGGACUGCAUUGAGCGAUAGCAGACUACCGUUUCUGACUCACACUUAAAACCACCUAUCUAAAUAGGAAAACUGUUGGCACAUACGUCGCUUAUCCAAAAAAGAGUCAAGAGUAUUAAAUUAAUUUUAGUCGUGAAAGUUAAUUCGAUUUUUCUGCGUGACUCCGUUUGUCUAGCCCGAGAAAAAAGGCAAAUGUGUAAGGAUAUCGAAAUGUUUUACAUUUUCCAAGUAUUGUUCAAAUCCUUGAUUAUUUAUUAGCUUCGGAGAAAUAUGCUAGUCCUUGAAAUGCUAGCAUAGCUUUGGCAAUUGCACUGAUUACCAGAAUAGAUUGACCUUAAACUACGGCUCAGCUAAAAAUCCAAAAUAUAUUUCCACAUUGAGGCAUUAUUGAUACAAUUUUUUUCAGGUCAAAAACUCUUUUUUACUUUUGAAAUCUUGAAUGAUUGCGCAGUUGAGGGAAGUAUAGGAGGUUUCAUCGCAAAAACUGCCUAUCUGCUGUUAAUUUUGUACACACAAUUAAGGAAAAAAUAAAAUUUGUGAAACUCCUGGAGAUACGUUUGAUAAAAUACAGGAGUCAAAGAAGGGUCGAGAAACGUGAAAAAUCAUAUGUGAGUAGUGAGUUGGACUUUUCAGUUCAGUUGUAGUGUAGGGUCACUCUUUAUGGGUUAUAGGACAUUUCGUCAACGAUUUUUUGUCCGCUGCGAUAGUUUACGUCCAGGAGUUUUUAUGGCAGGGGAGUUUUGGUCCACGUACCAAUUGAGAUCCAAAGUUAAUCGGUCCAAACGACAAUUGCUCAUAAUGUCAUGGAAGAAUGAAGGUUUGCUUGUUUUUUUUGUUUCUUUGGUCCAACAAAGGGAAAUAUAUAAUUGAUAAUUUUGGUAAACAUGGGGGAGCGUCAAUUUCAUGAGGGGAAAUUCACUAAAACUCUCUACACAUCUUUGAUGCAACACGACUUAAUUGUCUUUCAAGAAAAUCCCAUCUUGUUAUACCUAAACCAAAUAAACCUUUUGAUUUGCCUCAGCUGAAGGCUCUUAAAUGUA